AUGAGUCAUACAGAAAAUGAUUUGUUGCGCAUAUCGACAGAUAUCGAAGAAAGACGAAAAGUAUCCAAUAUUUCGAUCGAAUCGAAAUUGAGUUCAAAAGUUACAUUCAGUGCUGGGUCUGUAGCAUUUGGAUACAGAUCGAAUGAAACAGAUGGACUAACGGAGGAAAAGGAUUAUCAUCAAGUAGCAAUCAACGACAACAGCAAUAGUAAUUGUGGUAAUCGUGAAGGAUGGGACAAUAAAAUGCAAUUUCUCAUGGGUGUUAUAUCCUAUGCUGUUGGUCUGGGGAAUGUUUGGCGAUUUCCUUAUCUGUGCCAAAAAAAUGGCGGUGGUGCAUUUUUGAUACCUUAUUGUAUAAUGAUGUUUGUGGAAGGUACACCGUUAUUUCUUGUUGAACUUGGCAUUGGACAAAAAUUACGGUUGGGACCUGUUGGUGUUUGGAACGAAAUUCAUCCGUAUUUUGGAGGUGUUGGAGUAUCAGCAGCCAUUGUUUCUUUUCUUGUCGCCCUUUAUUAUAACGUUAUCAUCACAUGGUGUAUAUAUUACUUGUACAGAUCAUUCGAUAUCAAUUUGCCAUGGAGCAGUUGUCCUGAAAUAAAUGGUUCUGUAGUGGAGGAAUGUCGGAUAUCCAGUUCCACAACAAGUUAUUUCUGGAGUCGUGAAGCAAUUGACACAAGCGAAUCAAUAGGUGAUUUCGGUGGUUUUGUUCCUCAUAUGACAGUUUCACUGAUUCUUGCCUGGGUGCUAAUCUACCUCUGCGUUAUGCGUGGUAUCAAAAGUAGUGGAAAGGUUAUGUAUCUUACGGCUACUUUUCCGUAUGUUGUUACCACCAUAUUCUUGAUUAGGUCAUUGAUGCUUGAUGGUGCAACCGAAGGUUUGAAGUACAUGAUGAAUCCUGAUCUCAAGCGUUUGUGGGAUCCAAAUGUUUGGAUGGAAGCUGCGACACAAAUAUUUUACAGCAUGGGAUUAGGUUUUGGCGGACUGAUAGCAUUUGGAUCAUACAAUCCGGAAAAGAAUAACUGUAAAAAAGAUGUUCUUUGGCUUUCUCUUUGCAAUCUAAUCACCUCACUUUAUAUGGCUAUCGUUAUUUUUUGUGUUCUUGGCUAUAUGGGUGUACAAAAUUAUAACAGUUGUAUAAAACGAGAUAUGGCUAAUAUUCUUACCAUAUAUCCAAAUAAAUUUCGCAACUUUGAUGAAAUCCAAAGCAAUAUAUCGGUCGAACAAUAUGCAAUGUGGAUGUACCGCGAUUUCCAAGAUACCGAAUAUUCCCUACUAGCCAAUGUGACUGGUCACUGUAAUUAUAAGCAGAUCAUUUCACAGGCAGCUGAAGGGACAGGUUUAGCGUUUGUUGUAUUCACAGAAGCAAUAAAUCAAUUUCCAUUUCCACCUUUUUGGGCGGUAAUGUUCUUCUUGAUGCUUUUAAUGCUUGGCAUGGGUUCAAUGUUUGGUACCUUGGAGGGUGUGAUAACAUCACUAAAUGAUAGCAAACUUAUUAAUUUGAAAAAACCCGUCCUCACGGCUAUUUUGUGUUCUAUUGCUUGUGGAAUUGGUCUUGUUUUCACGACACAUUCCGGUCAGUAUUGGGUUAUGCUAUUUGAUCAUUUUGCUGGCACCUACUCCCUUAUGGGUGUAGCUUUUUUCGAAGUUGUAGCUGUGAUAUACGUUUACGGAUGGCAAAAUUUUGCUCGAGAUUUAAUGGAUAUGACUGGUGAAACAAUCUCCUGCUACUGGACCAUAACAUGGCGCUUUAUAUCACCAGUCCUAAUGCUUGUCCUGUUUUUCGCUUCCAUUGUCAAAUCUUUCAUUGAUUUACCCAAAUAUUCCACACACCAAAAUGCGCAAACAUAUCCUGAAUGGGUUUUAAUUAUUGCUGGUUCAAUGGUUUUAUUUGCUAUUGCACCAGUGCCAUUGAUUUGGUUUAUUCGAAGAUUCAAAAUUAUGAAUUUAGAGAUGGAUAUACUUACGUCUCAAAAAUGUCUAAAUGCAACACCGAGUACGACAUAUAUUCUCAGGUCUGUAUCAACAGUCACUCAAGCUUCCACUGAAAACAAUCCCAAGUUAUUACCAUUGAAAGCUUCUUGUUCUGAAAGUAACUUAGGCAUUUAG
Loa loa (African eye worm) is the source of this 2106-nucleotide messenger RNA. RefSeq names its product Sodium:neurotransmitter symporter family protein. The record is from RefSeq and is a predicted model, not a curated record. The transcript is spliced from 15 exons. Gene Ontology annotation, cellular component: membrane. Bases 1 to 2106 code for a protein of 701 amino acids. Gene Ontology annotation, biological process: sodium ion transmembrane transport. NCBI's taxonomy places the organism in Eukaryota, Metazoa, Nematoda, Chromadorea, Rhabditida, Onchocercidae.